AUGCAAAUGGAGCUAAGAUUGCAGAAUCUGAACCCUACGGCUUCUCCAUUCAAUCACACUAGAAAUUUCAAAUCCAGAGUCGAUAUUGGAUCUCUAUCCGCAAAUCGAGUGAAAAUAUGUACUGUGAGAAUUAUACGUUCAUUGCCAGAAACAGCUGCCUCCAUUGCAGUUGCUGCAGUGAUUGUUGGCACAGCUGCUACAUUUCUAGCAGAAAGAACUAAAGCUUCUCAAGUUAUUGAGCCCCCUACAAAAACUUGCAAGGACUGUGGAGGUUCGGGUGUGUGUUCCGAAUGCAACGGAGAAGGUUUUGUGCUAAGACGGCUGUCAGAUGAAAGUGCUGAAAAAGCAAGAUUAAUGGCAAAAAACAUGGCAACUCGAUACACGGCAGGGCUCCCAAAGAAGUGGAGCUACUGCACAAAGUGCUCGUCUGCUCGAUCUUGCGUUACUUGUGGUGACGUCGCCGCCGCCGCUCCAAUCCCCCUGCCCUGCCACCACCGCAGUCCCCUUGCCUUAUCCCAAAACUCGAAUCUGCAAUUUCUACUCACUACGAACCUUUAUCUCGCUUUCUAUGGUGUGAAGAAGAGAGCGAUUCACGCCUAUAAUCGACUCACUAGCAGAAACAGCAGCCCAACGUCUUCGUCGGUGUCACCGCUCAACCACUCCCGCGGUACCGCCACCGUGACUCCAAAUCUAGGAGGCCGCCUCCCGAGACACUCGCGCAGCGACUCGCGUGGAUCUUGCUCUCCGUCAUGUUAA
Messenger RNA from Striga hermonthica, 756 nucleotides. The record is from the annotation of a GenBank genome assembly. Lineage: Eukaryota; Viridiplantae; Streptophyta; Magnoliopsida; Lamiales; Orobanchaceae.